AUGGCUGCAAGAGCCUCAAGGUUGGAGAAUCAGGACGCUAUUGAUGCUGCAAUUGUUUCAAUGCUGGCUGAUCCUACAGAGGUAUUUGCACAUGGUGUUGACAAAGAUGCAGUUCUGCUGAUGGUUGCAAGAGCCUCAAGGUUGGAGAAUCAGGACGCUAUUGAUGCUGCAAUUGUUUCAAUGCUGGCUGAUCCUACAGAGGCACGAGCUGGAAUUAGAGAGGUUCACUUCCUUCCAUUCAAUCUUACUGCUAAGCGGACAGCGCUUACAUAUGUAGAUGGAGCAGGCAACAUGCACAGAGUAAGCAAGGUGCGCCAGAGCAGCUGUGAACGGCUAAUUGCAAAAUUAUCUAAUCCCCAACACAACCACAAUCAAGGUGCCCGAAUCCCCAUUUCUUUUACCUUGCCGUACAAUGAAGUUUUUAGGCAUCUGUUCUUGGAGAAAUUGGGUACUUCUCUAGUGCUGGUAUGGUCAGAGAGUCCUGGUGGACCCUGGGAAUUUGUUGGCAUUCUCCCUCUGUUUGAUCCGCCUCGCCAUGACAGUGCUGAGACUAUCCAAAGAGCCCUAGAUCGUGGAGUUAGUGUGAAAAUGAUCACAGGUGACCAACUGGCAAUUGCUAAGGAGACAGGAAGACGCCUUGGAAUGUGCACAAGCAUGUAUCCUUCAUCAUCUUUGCUUGGUGACCAAAAGGAUGCGUUUGUUGCAGACCUACCACAGAGCAAACCCAUUGGGCAAAAAAUGGAGAUUGGAGAAUGGAGAAUGUAG
Messenger RNA from Ilex paraguariensis (yerba mate), 765 nucleotides. The record is from the annotation of a GenBank genome assembly. Lineage: Eukaryota; Viridiplantae; Streptophyta; Magnoliopsida; Aquifoliales; Aquifoliaceae.